Thlaspi arvense is the source of this 2747-nucleotide messenger RNA. NCBI's taxonomy places the organism in Eukaryota, Viridiplantae, Streptophyta, Magnoliopsida, Brassicales, Brassicaceae. The record is from the annotation of a GenBank genome assembly.
CAACGAUCAUAUAAAUUACAGAAUCCCACAAACCCAAAAAGCUCUCUCCUCUCUCUCUCUCUCUCUCUCUCUCUCCCACCGAAUCUCGUUCGGUCUCCGGGAAGAACGAAGUUGGUGAAGUCGCCGCCGGGAUAGACUCAGGUUUACCGAUGACAUACAUGCAAGAUAAUCCAGCAAUGUUCGAGAAACGAGCUUCCAAGUUUCUAUUAUUCGCUCUCAUUGUGAUCCAGUUACUAGCUACUCAACUCGUUGCUCAAAGAUCUAAAACUCCAUGGCAGACACUCAGUGGAGACGCUCCUCGUGUCGUUGCUCGUGGUGGGUUUUCUGGGUUGUUGCCAGAUUCAAGUCUCGAUGCUUACAGUUUUGUAUCUCCGACAAGUGUGCCUGAUGCUAUCCUGUGGUGUGAUGUGCAACUUACCAAAGAUGGAGCUGGGAUUUGCUUCCCUGAUGUCACAAUGUCGAAUGCUUCUAAUGUCCUAAAUGCUUAUCCUGACCGGAACACUUCUUACCUGCUUAAUGGUGUCCCUACUGUGGAUUGGUUCACCAUUGAUUUCACCUUGAAGGAUCUGAGCAGCGUUUUCUUGAUCAGAGGAAUAUUAUCACGGUCAAAUGCAUUCGAUAACAACCAAAACGUGAUUUCAACAGUUCAAAAUAUAGCUACGCGGUUGAAACCCGCAGGUUUUUGGUUAAAUGUUCAGCACGACGCGUUCUACACGCAACACAACCUGAGCAUGAGCAGCGUUCUGCUAACACUUUCCAAAACUGUGAAUAUCGACUUUCUCUCUUCCCCUGAGGUGAACUUCUUUCGGAAUGUUGGUGGCCGUUUCGGGAAAAAGGGCCCAAAGUUUGUGUUCCGGUUUCUCGAGAAAGAUGAUGUUGAUGUGUCAACUAAUCAAACCUAUGGAUCUCUCAUGGGGAACCUAACUUUCAUCAAGACGUUUGCUUCAGGGGUUCUUGUUCCCAAGUCUUACAUAUGGCCACUCGAAGACCAAUACUUGCGCCCUCACACAUCCUUUGUUCAAGAUGCUCACAAAGCAGGAUUAGAGGUAUAUGCAUCAGGUUUUGCAAAUGAUUUUGAUCUUGCAUACAACUACAGUUACGAUCCAUUGGCCGAGUACUUAUCUUUCAUGGACAAUGGAGAUUUCUCCGUGGAUGGGUUUCUAACUGAUUUUCCACUAACAGCGUCUUCGGCUGUUGACUGCUUCUCCCAUCUUGGAAGUAAUGCUAAAACACAAGUGGAUUUUCUUGUUAUAUCCAAUAAUGGAGCAAGUGGAGACUACCCUGGCUGCACAGACUUGGCCUAUUCAAAGGCUAUCAAAGAUGGUGCUGAUGUCAUCGACUGUUCCCUUCAACUCUCAUCGGACGGGAUUCCGUUUUGCUCAAGCGCCAUUGAUCUCGGAGAGAGCACGAACGUUGUCCAAAGCCCUUUCAGAAACCGUUCAGCAACUGUUCCUGAGCUCGGCUCACGUUCUGGAAUAUACAGCUUUAGUCUGUCGUGGUCUGAGAUUCAGACAUUGAAACCUGCUAUUGCGAACCCAUUCAACCAGUUUUAUGACUUGUUUAGGAACCCUAGGGAGAAAAGUUCAGGGAAGCUUGUUUCACUUUCUGAUUUCCUGAACUUGGCCAAAAACUCCAGCUCCCUCGUUGGUGUUUUGAUCAGCGUUGAGAAUGCAUCGUACCUUAGAGAGAAGCAAGGUCUCGACGCUGUUAAAGCGGUUCUCGAUACACUCAAAGAAGCUGGUUACGGCAACGCGACAGCAACCACCACGAAGGUUAUGAUUCAGUCGACUAACAGCUCAGUCUUGGUUGAGUUCAAGAAACAGAGCCGGUACGAGACAGUGUACAAGGUGGAAGAGUCGAUCCGCGACAUCCUCGACUCUGCGAUCGAAGACAUAAAGAAAUUCGCCGAUGCUGUUGUCAUCAGAAAGACAUCAGUCUUCCCCUCCAGCGAAAGCUUCACCACCGGACAAACCAAUAUAGUGGAGAGGCUGCAGAAGUUUCAGCUCCCGGUUUACGUUGAACUUUUCCGGAACGAGUUUGUUUCUCAGCCAUGGGAUUUCUUCUCCGACGCAACCGUGGAGAUAAACUCGCAUGUUACUGGAGGUGGUAUCAAUGGAACCAUCACUGAGUUCCCUCUCACAGCCGCUAGAUACAAAAGGAACCGGUGCUUGACCCGCAAAGACCCGCCUCCAUACAUGAUCCCGGUUCAGCCCGGUGGGCUCUUAGCCAUCGUGAGUCCUAACGCUUUACCUCCAGCAGAAGCACCAAACCCGGUUAUCACAGAUGCUGAUGUCAUUGAACCACCACUACCUCCGGUUACAGCCAAAGCCCCAACCACAAGCCCUGGACCUUUAUCGACUGAUGAAAAGUCUCCUAACGGGCAAACCCGAGUCGUUCUAUCUCUUCUUCUUUCUGCGUUCGCUACGGUUCUUGCCUCUCUUCUACCUCUGUGAUCACAUUGAUCCCAUCACUCACGCUGUGAUGAUGAGUUUCUGUUGAGGUUUUGGUUUGUUCAUAUUCUUCGCUAGCUUUGUAAAAUUCUUGGACGUAAAUUGGUGUCAUGGGGUUUCUUCAAGUGUUGUUGUAACAUUAUUUACUGUAGUGUUAUUUAAAACUCUUGUGUGCUUUGUAGUAUUUAUGAGACUCGUCUUAUUUGAACACAAGUAUUUAAAAUUAAGAGUUUUCACAAUAUGUUUCAUGUGUUCUUGUAAGCUCUAAGAUUUUAAAAAUUAUGCCAUGUUUUCUCA